GAUGUAAAUUAAAGUGUGUGUGUGUGUGUGUGUGUGUCAGGUAAUGGAGGCCAACCUGAAUGGAGAGAUGAACCUGAAGAUCGAGACAGAUCUGGUUUCUGUCACCACUCACUUCAAAGACCUGGGAAACCCUCCGUGGGGUGAAGACGCCUCCCAGGAUGGCGGCCCGUCUCAGAGCAGGGACCCAGAGGCCAUGGCCCAGGCCCGGGUGGACAUCAGGAAGCUGCAGCAGUUCCUCAUGGGACAGCAGGUCAACCCCAGCAAGGCCAUGUGCAAUAUCGUCCACGAGAGGGUCGUCCACCUGAUUCUGCUGCAUGAAGACGUGUCGCUGCAGUAUUUUAUCCCCGCUGUGGCGUAGACGCUCUGCAGACCACACAAGUUACUUCUGCUCGUUGAGUUUGGGGGAAUGAAAAAUGGGCUGUGGACCUGUUUCGGCUGUUUCCCCCAUCGGCGAGGAUUCUUCUUUCGCGUUGAACCCACGAGACAAACUCACCAUGUCUGGGAGUCUGCCCUACAUUUGAAUGAGACUGAGGUUGGUUCCAGUCCUCACAGUGGACCUCAGGAAGACUUUACCCACUGAGCUUUGGUGGUAGUAAGGACAUGCUGGUAAAUGUACAUUCACCAAGGAGGAAGGUGAAAACAAGUGUCAUUGGACAGAAAACAGAGUUGCACAUUAAUUGUUUGAGAACACGUUCAGAUUGUUUUGUGUUUUGCAUUAAACGUGUUGUGGCAUUUA
Molecule: messenger RNA, 736 nt
Organism: Siniperca chuatsi (mandarin fish)
Lineage: Eukaryota; Metazoa; Chordata; Actinopteri; Centrarchiformes; Sinipercidae
Product: checkpoint protein HUS1-like
Exons: 3
Coding region: 44-358 (104 amino acids)
Biological process (GO): mitotic DNA replication checkpoint signaling; double-strand break repair via homologous recombination; meiotic DNA integrity checkpoint signaling
Cellular component (GO): checkpoint clamp complex; site of double-strand break; nucleolus
Source: RefSeq, a predicted model, not a curated record